This is a messenger RNA of Melanotaenia boesemani (Boeseman's rainbowfish), 3955 nucleotides long. It is a transcript of the gene stx3b, whose product is annotated as syntaxin 3A. The record is from RefSeq and is a predicted model, not a curated record. Gene Ontology annotation, molecular function: SNAP receptor activity; SNARE binding. The transcript has 11 exons. Gene Ontology annotation, cellular component: SNARE complex; plasma membrane; presynaptic active zone membrane. Bases 364 to 1236 code for a protein of 290 amino acids. NCBI's taxonomy places the organism in Eukaryota, Metazoa, Chordata, Actinopteri, Atheriniformes, Melanotaeniidae. Gene Ontology annotation, biological process: exocytic insertion of neurotransmitter receptor to postsynaptic membrane; intracellular protein transport; synaptic vesicle fusion to presynaptic active zone membrane.
GCGUUUUAGAAUGAUUACCGGUAGCCAGCGGAGAGGCAGAUUAUGCAGCUCUACACAACUGUUGUUUUAAUCCCCUGAGAGAGGAGAUUUAGCAAGAAAAAACAUUGGCUUUAAACCCAGCAGCCAUAUUGUAUGGAAAAUCGACGGAAAGACUUCUCUUUUCAGAAUAAGUCGUCUUCUCACACACCUUUACUAAGACUUUUGGGAAGUUCAAAUUUCUCUUUUACUGGCGGUGGGUUUUUGUUGCACAGCUAGCUUGCCAGCUGGCUGAGGAAUCCUGAGACUGGGACUUGUUUUCCAGGCAUUUCGCUCAGUGUUAAGGUUAUAUUUUUGUUUCACGAGCGUUAAAAUAAACGCCUGACAAUGAAGGACCGAUUGGAGCAGCUGAAAGCGACAUGCGAUCAAGAUGAUGAUGAGGUGGAGAUCGCUGUGGACAAUGCGGCGUUCAUGGACGAGUUUUUCUCUCAGAUUGAGGACAUCAGGGGCAGUAUUGAUAAAAUUGAUGAGAAUGUGGCUGAAGUCAAAAAGCUUUACUCUGUCAUCCUGUCUGCUCCUACAUCAGAUCAGAAAACGCAGGAUGAUUUGGAGGCGAUUACUAAUGACAUCAAGAAGAUGGCCAACAAUGCAAGAAACAAGCUCAAGACUAUCGAGAGGAAUCUGGAGUCAGAGCAGCAGGAGAGGGUGUCGGCCGACAUGCGGAUACGCAAAUCACAGCAUGCAGUGUUGUCCAGGAAGUUUGUGGAAGUGAUGACAAAGUAUAAUGAAGCUCAGGUGGACUUCAGGGAGAGAAGCAAAGGGCGAAUUCAGAGACAACUUGAGAUCACUGGAAAAGCAACAACCGAUGAAGAACUGGAGGAGAUGUUGGAGAGUGGAAAUGCUGCUGUGUUUACUGCAGGGAUUGUGGAUUCUGGGAUCUCAAAACAAGCCCUGAGUGAGAUUGAGGCCAGACAUAAAGACAUUGUUCGUCUGGAAAGUAGUAUCAAGGAGCUGCAUGAUAUGUUUGUAGACAUUGCCAUGCUGGUGGAGAGCCAGGGUGACAUAAUUGACAACAUAGAGCAGAAUGUAACCCAGUCAGUGGACCAUAUAAUAGAGGCAAAGGAACAGACCAAAAAAGCUGUAAGGUACCAGACCAAAGCACGCAAGAAAGUGGUGAUAAUAGUGGUGGUUGUGUUGAUCUUGUUGGCAGUUCUAGCUCUCAUAAUUGGGUUGUCAGUAGGACUGACUAAGGGCCAGUGAGCUAUUUCAGUAAGAAAGGAGGUAAUGAAGACAAUCAUCAUUGGUGUAGUCUGUGCUGUUAUUGUCGUCAUCAUACUCAUCAUCAUCCUUACCCAGACGCUAUAGUAGGACUGCUUCUUGCUACCAUCAUCUGUGUAUUCUUCAUCCAGUCCAUUCUGUUCUCCAUCAGCAAAAGAAAACCUUAUCCCGAUCCUGCCAAAUGGAUAAUGUAAGCUUUAACAACCUUCCAGUUAAAACAGUGACGAGGUGGUCUUACAUCUACACAGUCUGUUUGACUUCUUUGGUUUUGGACAUUUUGAGGAUGUUCUGCUGCAAAUGAGGAAUUGGGGAACAACACCUAUUGCACCUCUGUGGUGGCAAAAAAGGGAAAUGAAAAAUGACUCAUCAUUUCUUCACUCCAGUGUCGCCAAGCAUUUCAUUGUUCAACAUUUGAUGCCAAAGUUUCACCGUUUGUCAUGCAUUUGUUAAACUGUACAAGAAUCACAUGACCUCCCAUAUCAUCAACCAUUGCCUUUAUGAGCCUGGACACCUUUUACAAAUUUCAAAAACUACUGAAUGUUCACUUCUCUGGGAUCUCGUUGGUUUUGUGGAGUUCCUGCACUUUCACACUUGAGAAGAUGUAAUUAAACCCACAUUUAUGUAUUUAUCAUAUAGCAGAGUUGAUGUUUGAGUCUUUUUAAUCAAACCUGAAAGUGUCCCAGUUCUUCAGCUGGUGCGUGCUCUCAUGAUUCUGAAGCUUAGAGGACUGCAGUGGUUCUUGUGUAAAGCAGUUAAGCAUCUUGUAGAAAUUGAAUCUUCUCAAAUCUUUAAUUUGUUUAGAUACGACAGCUUCUUUCACCUGUUAAUGUGCUAUAAAAACAUUUUUAACACCACAGAGUUUACAGAGAGGCUCGUAGUGACACUAGUGUCGCCUUUCCAAUAAGUGCCAGAAUAGUCUGUGUAUUUAUUUUACCUGAUGUUAAUGAGUCGCCUAUGAAAUGGCACAUAAAUGAACAGCAAAACCUACAGUGAGAUGUUUCCUCCUUGUCUUGAGUGUGAGAUGAAUUGACUAGUAUAUUAUCUGUCCUUAUAUUUCUAAACGCAUGACUAAGUUAUCAGUUUAUUAGGCGUGACCCUGCAGUGAUGCUCGUGACAAUCAUUACUGUGUUACAUGCUUUGUCCAGAAAUAUUAGAAAAAAUAACAAUGAACUGGACAACUUAAUAAACUGACUGCUGAGUGGCGUUGUAAUUGAUCGGAUCAUUUCAAGAUAGAGGAGAACUGACACAUUUCACAGGCUUUCAAUCAUGGCUUUAAUAGUCAAAUAAAGCAGGUGAUUCUAGCUGUUCAUAGCAGAAGAGAUGCUGUUUACUAGAGUCUGUUUGUUGCUGUUCAAUGUUGUGCAGGAGGGACUUAGAAAAUGGGAGGUGUCCAGCACAUUUGUUUUGGAAAAAUGGUCUUCUGUCUUCAGUACAGGCAGAAGAUUGAAGUGUUUGUACACUGUUUUUUUUUUUAAGUGUUUAUUACUUUAAAAGAAUUAAAGAUUUGUGUUUUAUAAAGACUGGCUGACUGUCCUCUUUGUGAGUCACAGAGUCUAUAUGUAACUGAAUUCUGCCCUUUUUGAUGACUACAUGUUGUGGAGAAGCUGUGUGAAUGUGUUUUAUGGUUUAUUAGUAGCUGCUGUCAGCAGAUGGUUGACACUGCACAUUCACCACUGUGUUACAAACAGCUUUUAAUAACUGAUGCAGAAGGGGAGGUAAGUUUUUUCACAUUUUCUCUUUACACACAAAUACACACCAUAAACCCUUUGACCCUUUUGUUCUCCUUUCCUCAGAAAUUUCCAAAAAACAAAUAUCCAUAAAUGCAAAUCACUAUUUUUGUGUUUGUAGCUUUGUGUUUUGACCCAUGAAGUUAAGCCUGUUGUCUGACUGCUGGGUGUUUUUAUAUCUCCAGAAAAAGAUGAUGAUUACUUUGUGCUGUGCCAUCAUUGGAAUUGUUGGGUUCUCCUAUCUCUACAGCUUCUUCUCAUAAAAGAUCGAACAGGUGAAACAUCAACUCUUAACACUGCCUUUGUUUCUUGCAAACGUCAACGUUUAAACACAAUUAUUAUCUGUCCUUGUUGUUUGUAGGGAAGCGGAUAUCUCCAAGAGAGAACAUUUCCUGAGGUGUUGCCCCCCUUUUUUUUUUUUUUUUUUUGUUUAAGCCAUCAGUUGAAGCUUGAAAAUAUAAUAAAAUAUUAAAAGAAAACAAGAAAAAUCAUGUCCAUCCUGUCCCUUUUCCUUUUGUUAAUCCUUGCUGUAUAGUGUUUGAGAAUGUGUUAUUAAUGUGUAGAUUUUUCUGAAGUCUGCCUAUUAUCAGACCAGAUGGCUUAACACGUGAUUCCUAAUCUUAAAAGAUCACUGGUCAACUAUAGUGGAGCACCUCCUGGUGGUGCAUUGAAGGAACAGUCAUGUCCAGAAGUAUUGAAUAAAAAAUGUCUUAGGAUUAAUUAAAACAGCAAAGCUCAAAUUUUUAUUUUAUUUUUUCCCGUCCGGAGAUAUAAACUGAGAAAAAAAAUGUCUCGUUAAGUAGUAUGUUCUAAUUUGUUUGUCAUAAAUAAAAUUUGUGUGAUUUUUUUUUUGUUGUUGUUUGGUCUGUAUGAGUGAAACGCUUGUCGUUUCUGUAGAUGCGGCUGUCGCUCUCACUGACUGUAUGUCAAUUCAGUAAAGCCUGUUAUGUAAUAAAACAUUUCUGUGCAUUGUA